Molecule: messenger RNA, 1114 nt
Organism: Carassius auratus (goldfish)
Lineage: Eukaryota; Metazoa; Chordata; Actinopteri; Cypriniformes; Cyprinidae
Product: alpha-(1,3)-fucosyltransferase 9-like
Exons: 1
Coding region: 1-1113 (370 amino acids)
Cellular component (GO): membrane
Molecular function (GO): alpha-(1->3)-fucosyltransferase activity
Source: RefSeq, a predicted model, not a curated record
AUGGCCAAAACAAAUGGCCCAUCGCUGUUUCGUCUGGGUAUCAUAAUCACGUUGGCAGGUGUCAUCUCUCUUGGAAUUAUGUUUUUCUGGUUCUCACCUUCAAAAAACUGUCCACUUCCAGUUUUUAUACCAGAUCGAAAUUCAGAAAUUAACUUUGCCAAGAGCAACAACUCCGUAACUGAAAAUGCAGAGGAGAAACCUAUAGUUCUGUUAUGGGUUUGGCCUGAAAAUGACAGGUUUGAGUUCGGUGACUGCAAAAAGUUUUGCGAUAUUGAUAAUUGUCAUCUGACGGAUGAUAGAGCUCUCUACAACGAUGCAGAUGAUGUCAUCGUUUUUCAUAAAGCCAUCAACUGGGAUCUGUCCAACCUUCCUCCAUCUCCUCGUCCUCCGUUCCAGAGGUGGAUUUGGUUACAUUUGGAAUCUCCAACCAACACCAAAAGGAUACCAGGUCUGGAAAACCUGUUCAAUCUCACUCUCAGCUACAGACAGGAUGCAGAUAUUCCUGUACGGAUGCGCUUGAUGACCAGGAAGAAACCUAAUGAGGAUUUUGUGAUUCCUAAAAAGGACAAACUGGUGUGUUGGAUUGUGAGUAACAAUGAUCCCUCAACUGGUGUCGACACAAGGAACGUUUUCUACAGAGAAUUCAGGAAAUACAUACAAGUGACUUUGUUCGGAAAAGCCUAUGCAAAGUUCCUGGAUUAUAAUGAUUACUAUCCAACCAUGGCAAGCUGCAAAUUUUACCUUGCUUUUGAAAACUCCAUUCACAAAGACUACAUCACUGAGAAGAUCAACGGGCCACUCGCUGUGGGGACCGUCCCUGUGGUGUUGGGUCCUCCGAGAAGAAACUAUGAGAACUUUGUUCCUGCCGAGUCCUUCAUUCAUGUCAAUGACUUCCCAGAUGCAAAGUCACUAGCUGAAUAUCUGCUUCAGCUGGACAAGGAUGAAGAUGCAUAUCACAAGUACUUUAACUGGAGGAAACAUCUCACUCCAAGUCCUCCCUUGAUAUUCCAGACACAAGAGUUUAAUCUGGCUAUAUGCACUGCUUGUGACCAUGUAGCACGACACAGGGAAUAUAAAGAAGCUCAUGAUCUCUAUGAGUGGUACUUCAAUUAAA